Molecule: messenger RNA, 1707 nt
Organism: Penicillium griseofulvum
Lineage: Eukaryota; Fungi; Ascomycota; Eurotiomycetes; Eurotiales; Aspergillaceae
Product: dolichyl-P-Glc:Man(9)GlcNAc(2)-PP-dolichol alpha-1,3-glucosyltransferase ALG6
Exons: 3
Coding region: 1-1707 (568 amino acids)
Biological process (GO): protein N-linked glycosylation
Cellular component (GO): endoplasmic reticulum membrane
Molecular function (GO): dolichyl pyrophosphate Man9GlcNAc2 alpha-1,3-glucosyltransferase activity
Source: RefSeq, a predicted model, not a curated record
AUGGCCCCUCCAACACCAUCCUCCCACCGUCCCCGCAAGAAGAGAAAGAUUGCGAUCUCGCCCGGCUCCAACAAUAACCUGAUCUUAGAUCUAGGUGAUGGGAAGCAAUCCCCAGCAUUUCCGCUAGUCUCAUUUUUGUGGGCUGCUCGGGCUGGUGUUUCUCAAUGGCUGAUUCUCCCACUUGUCCUCAUGGCCGUUGGCCUAUUCCGAUGGGCUGUGAGCUUAUGGGGUUACUCUGGCUUUCAGGUACCCCCAAUGCAUGGCGAUUUUGAGGCGCAACGGCAUUGGAUGGAAAUUACCACACAUCUGCCUUUGGCGAAGUGUGGUUCCGCCUUUGAUCCAACAUGGUUCGCCUUGGACGCUUCCCGAGGUUUCGAGGACUCCCGUUUGAAAGUAUACAUGCGCGCUACUGUCGUUAUAUCCGAAUACUUUGUGUUCAUUCCGGCCGUGGUUAAUUUCCUCCGCCGCUACACUCGGAUGCAGGAUGUCCAUGCAUGGUCCGCCUCGAUUGCUCUCGUAGCGAUCCUCCUUCAGCCAGCGAACAUCCUCAUUGACCAUGGCCAUUUCCAAUACAACACAGUCAUGCUUGGAUUGGUAGUUGCCAGUUUGGAUGCUAUCUUAGCGGGGCGUAUGCUCUGGGCUUGCAUUUUCUUCGUUGGUGCACUGGGAUUCAAACAGAUGGCGUUGUACUAUGCACCAGUCAUGUUCGCCUAUCUUCUCGGUGUCUGCAUAUUCCCUCGGAUUAACAUUCCCCGCCUUGUCAGCAUAGCCCUCGUCACAUUGGCUGCUUUUGCUUUGCUGCUGACUCCCCUUAUGGUUGGGGCCUCCAAUGCCGAAGCUCGAAAGGAAUUUGCUUCUUCCCCAGUGCCGCCUCUGUUACAGGCACUUUCUAUCCAGUUGGACAAGAACUCCGUUACAUAUGGGUUAUUAUUCCAACUAAUGCAGAUCAUUCAUCGGGUGUUCCCCUUUGCACGUGGGCUUUUCGAAGACAAGGUUGCUAACGCUUGGUGCGCCAUUCACACUUUCUACAAGCUCACCCGCUUCGAUGCUACAUUGUUACAACGAGCGUCACUCGGUGCCACAUUGGUGUCAAUUAUUAUUCCCUGUGCUAUCAUCUUCCGCCACCCCCGGGCUUCGCUUCUCCUUCCUGCUCUAUCUGCCGUCGCCUGGGGAUUUUUCUUGUUCUCUUUCCAGGUCCAUGAAAAGAGUGUGUUGCUGCCUCUGCUACCAAUGACCCUACUGCUUGCUGGUAACGGUGGACUGAGUAAAGAAACACGCGCCUGGGUGGGUUGGGCCAACGUUCUUGGCUCAUGGACCAUGUACCCCCUUCUUAAGCGCGAUGAGCUUCGCGUUCCUUACAUAGUCAUGACUUUGCUCUGGGCCUAUCUUCUCGGUUUGCCUCCUACUUCUUUCGAGACUUACCGAAGUCGACCAUCCCCUGAAGACUCCAAUGCCCACCUCGAGCCCAACACUCUCACAACCCUUCUACACUUUGGUUUCUAUUUGGUCAUGAUUGCCUGGCAUAUCCUUGAAGCAUUCGUGCCUCCACCUCCCGGAAAACCAGAUCUUUGGGUGGUACUGAAUGCUCUGAUCGGAGCUGCUGGGUUUGGGAUUGCCUAUCUAUGGUGUAUGUGGAAACUAUACACCCAAUGCCGCCAGAUCAGUCGGCAGGCGACAGAAGAGGAAAGCCAGAAAAAGAAGCAGUGA